AUGGCUUCCGUCCGCUUUCCCGACGACAGUCUCAAUUUGCCGGAUACCGAGAUUCAGGAGACGCCCAGUAAUAUCUCCAAACCUACCAAACGGCAAAGAUGGGCGACAACCCGACAUGCCGGCUCCGGCGGAGUGCGGAAACGUGUGUCGAUCAUCGAUCGUUUUCACAAAAGGUCAAAUUCGAGGGACGAGAAGCGUAGGUCCAACGCCCCCAGCUGGACCGCCGACAAUGCCUCGACGAACGGUGUAGAUCCCUCGGAAACCGGCGCGAACCGAACAAUCUACUUCAACAUCCCGAUCCCCGAAUCAGAACGCGAUGAAGAAGGCCAUCUGAUGCACGCUUAUCCCCGGAACAAGAUCCGUACUGCCAAAUAUACUGCUUUAACGUUCGUCCCGAAAAACGUUUGGUUGCAGUUCCACAACAUUGCAAACAUCUAUUUCUUGUUCGUCAUUAUUCUUAAUUUCUUUCCCAUCUUCGGUGCCAACAACCCCGGACUUAACGCAGUUCCGCUGAUUGUCAUUAUCGUGGUGACCGCGAUCAAAGAUGCAAUCGAAGAUUGGGGGCGAACUGUCGUGGAUAACCAAGUGAACAAUUCUCCGGUGUACCGAUUGGUUGAAUGGAGUAAUGUGAACUCCACCGAGGAUAGCAUUGGGCCCUGGCGUCGGGUCAAGAAGGCGAGCACUCGUGGCAUCAUCGCUUCUUACAAGUGGAUGAAGACCUUGUUCAACAAAAAGACCGAUGAGUCCGACCCAGUAGAUGAUCAGCGACGCGAAUCAUUCCUUACAGCGGGCACUCCACGAGCCUCCUCGGUAUAUUCGAAUCGCGACUCUCUUGCUGCCGAUGUUGCCAUCCCGAUGACCGAUGUUCCUUCUCCCAAACCCGACGCUCGACCGGAGUGGCCGAGACACCCCGAGAGCAAGUAUCUUUCUCCCGAUAGCGCAGCUCGCGAAAGUGUGGUAGCCCCGUCACCUGACAAGAAGACCGGCACCGUCGUGGAUAACACCAAAGUGACACCCGGCAUAGCUCGUUUCAAGCGUGACUACUGGAAGAAUAUCCAAGUAGGUGACUUUGUUCGAUUGUAUAACGAAGACCCGAUCCCCGCCGAUAUCGUGAUUCUAUCUACCUCUGAUCCCGAUGGAGCUUGCUACGUCGAAACAAUGGGACUGGACGGUGAGACCAAUCUGAAGGUCCGCCACGCUCUUCAUUGCGGUCGCCAGGUCCGGCAUGCCCGGGACUGCGAAAAGGCUGAGUUCACCAUCGAGAGUGAGGCGCCUCACCCCAACUUGUACAGCUACAAUGGUGCGAUUCGCUGGGAUCAGCGUGAUCCACGGUUCCCCGAGGCCCCUCGCAAGGAGAUGGUGGAGCCUAUAACCAUCAACAACAUGCUGCUUCGUGGCUGUUCUCUGCGCAGCACCGAGUGGAUUCUUGGGGUGGUCGUUUUCACGGGCGGAGAGAGCAAGAUCAUGCUAAACUCUGGCGCAACACCUGCCAAACGUGCUCGUUUGGCCAAGGAUCUGAACUGGAACGUCAUCUACAACUUCAUCAUUCUGUUCAUCAUGUGUCUUGUCGCCGGUAUCGUGAACGGCUUUGCAUGGGCUGCGCCAGACAACUCUUUAGACUUCUUCGACUAUGGUUCCUAUGGAGGCACGCCUCCUGUCACGGGUAUCGUUACCUUCUGGACAGCUGUCAUUCUGUUCCAAAACUUGGUUCCCAUUUCUCUCUACAUCUCUCUUGAAAUUGUUCGGACUAUCCAAGCAGUCUUCAUCCACAGUGAUCUUUACAUGUACUACGAACGGCUUGGACUAUACUUUGAGUACAUUUUCUCUGACAAGACCGGUACCUUGACCCAGAACGUCAUGGAGUUCAAGAAAGCUACGGUCAAUGGCGUCUCUUACGGAGAGGCUUAUACGGAGGCCCAGAUUGGCAUGAGGCGCCGCCAGGGUGUCGAUGCCGAUGCCGAGGCUGCCGUAGCUCGUGCACAAAUUGCCGCCGAUGGAGUCAAGAUGCUCGAAAGCCUCCGUCGCCUCCACGACAACCCAUAUUUGAAAGACGAGAACUUGACAUUUAUUGCUCCAAACUAUGUCGCGGACAUUGAAGGGCAAUCAGGUGAGGAGCAGAAGAAAGCCGUCGAGCAUUUCAUGCUGGCUCUGGCCCUUUGCCACACCGUCAUCACUGAACAUACCCCUGGUGAUCCGCCUCAAAUCGAGUUCAAAGCACAGUCGCCCGACGAAGCGGCCCUGGAACGCACUUACACGGUCUUGAACACCCUCGAGUUCAACUCCUCCCGAAAGCGUAUGAGUGCGAUCAUUCGCAUGCCUGACGGCACCAUCCGUCUCUUCUGCAAGGGUGCGGACAGCAUAAUCUACUCUCGUCUGGCUCGUGGCCAGCAGCAAGAGCUUCGACGCAAGACCGCCGAGCACUUGGAGGAAUUUGCCAAGGAGGGUCUUCGAACCUUGUGUGUUGCUGAUAAACUCCUGAGUGAGGAUGAAUAUCAUACCUGGGCUCGAGAGCACGACAUUGCCGCCGCUGCCAUCACCGAUCGUGAAGAGAAGUUGGAGAAGGUUUCGAGCGAGAUCGAACAGGACUUAACGCUUAUCGGCGGUACUGCCAUUGAGGAUCGACUGCAAGAUGGUGUGCCGGAUACCAUCCAGUUGCUCGCUGAUGCCGGUAUCAAGCUGUGGGUUUUGACCGGUGACAAGGUCGAGACUGCCAUCAACAUUGGUUUCUCCUGCAACCUGCUCAACAACAACAUGGAGCUGAUUGUUCUCAAUAUUGCCGAGAACCAGCGCGAACAAGCUUCUAUGGAGCUCGUCAAGCACCUUCAGACCUUUGGAUUGACUGGCUCCGACGAAGAACUCGUCGCUGCCCGUAAAGAUCACUCCCCUCCCGAACCUACGCAUGCAGUGAUCGUCGACGGAGAAACCCUCAAGCUGAUGCUUGACGAUGAUUUCAAGCAGAAAUUCCUCUUGCUGUGCAAGCAGUGCAAGGCUGUUCUGUGUUGCCGUGUCAGUCCGGCUCAGAAGGCUGCUGUCGUCAACAUGGUCCGUCAUGGUUUGAACAUCAUGGCUCUUUCAAUUGGUGAUGGUGCCAACGAUGUCGCUAUGAUCCAAGAGGCUGACGUCGGUGUUGGUAUUGCUGGCGAGGAAGGUCGACAGGCUGUUAUGUCCUCGGAUUAUGCUAUUGGGCAGUUCCGUUUCCUUCAACGUCUUCUUCUUGUGCAUGGCCGAUGGUCCUAUCGUCGGUUGGGAGAGUGUACAGCCAACUUCUUCUAUAAGAAUUUGGUGUGGACUUUCGCUCUCUUCUGGUACUGUAUCUAUAACGACUUCGAUGGCUCCUAUCUCUUUGACUACACCUAUAUUGUUCUAGUCAACUUAGCUUUCACCUCGCUGCCUGUCAUCUUCAUGGGUAUCUUUGAUCAGGAUGUUGAUGACAGGGUCUCGUUGGCAGUGCCUCAACUCUACAUGAGAGGUAUUGAGCGCAAGGAAUGGUCACAGUUCAAGUUUUGGGCGUAUAUGACUGAUGGUCUGUACCAGUCCGUGAUUUGCUUCUUCAUGCCCUACAUGCUAUACAAGCCUGCGAACUUUGCCACUGAAAGUGGCCGUGACAUCGCUGACCGAACCCGCAUGGGUGUCCUGAUUGCCACUUGUGCCGUGCUUGCUAGCAACACCUACAUCAUGAUGAACACUUACCGCUGGGAUUGGUUCACGGGUCUCAUCAAUGCGAUCAGUUCCCUCCUGAUCUUCCUGUGGACUGGCAUUUACUCUUCGUUUACCGGUUCGGGUCAGUUUUACCAAUCUGCUGCCGAAGUCUACGGUGCUCUUAGUUUUUGGGUCGUCCUCCUAGUGACCUGCAUGAUCGCUCUGCUCCCUCGCUUCUCAUACAACGCUGUAAUGAAGGUGUUUUUCCCCCUCGAUGUCGAUAUUAUUCGUGAACAGGUGACCAUGGGCAAGUAUAAGCACCUAGAGGCGAAUGACGAUCUUCCAACUCUUUCCCCAAAAGCGGGGGAGGUGGCCGCGGUCUCGAGUAAUGGGUCAGCCACCUCCUCGGAAUUCGUCAAGCCCAUUCAGCCCGCUGCGAAGCAGGAUCCUUUCAAUAAUCCCGAUGAAGAACGGGCUUACUAUUCGCCUACCGGCACCGCCAAUGGCGCUCAUACCAACGGCCACAACCCCCGGAGUCAAAACAGCAGCAACGGCACAAACUAUACCGCAAGCCUUGAUCAGUAUCCACGGCCUCAAUCAGUGGACUACGUCCGACGGUCUCAUGACCGGACCCGUCAUUCCUUCGAGCGUGUGCGGCAAAGUUUUGAGCAAAGCAACGACUUUACCUCAGCGGCCAUGCUACAACGCAUGGAAUCGAGCCACAACGAGCCCCCCUCAGGAUCCCUUCCGAGCUCCCGGCGAGCCUCCUGGACAUAA
Molecule: messenger RNA, 4416 nt
Organism: Penicillium maclennaniae
Lineage: Eukaryota; Fungi; Ascomycota; Eurotiomycetes; Eurotiales; Aspergillaceae
Exons: 5
Coding region: 1-4416 (1471 amino acids)
Biological process (GO): phospholipid translocation
Cellular component (GO): plasma membrane
Molecular function (GO): ATPase-coupled intramembrane lipid carrier activity; ATP binding; magnesium ion binding
Source: RefSeq, a predicted model, not a curated record